AUGGCAUCAACGACAGUUGCUAAUGGAUAUAAUAUCGACAAUGUUCCCGCCACCGAUAGAUACUAUGGCGCACAACAACAUCAACAUCAACAUCAACAACCAAAGAAGUUUGGCGGAGUCAAUCAAACAAAGAGAAUUGGAAACUACUUGCUCGGCAAAACAAUUGGUGCAGGAACAUCCAGCAAGGUUAAGCUGGGUACCAAUAUAAUCACUGGAAAAAAGGUGGCCGUAAAGAUUACAAAACCCAGGAAGACCAAGGAGCGCACUGAGAUCGAGCGUGAGAUAUCCAUUCUCAAGGUGCUCAAACAUGAUCACAUAGUCCAAUUGAUAGAUGCUAUAUAUGACGAGGAGAAGGGCAGGAUAUGUCUGGUCCUGGAAUAUAUCCAGGGUGGAGAGUUGUUUGACUACAUUGUCUCACGUGGUCGUCUUUCCGAACGUGAUGCUCGCAAGCUUAUACGUCAGAUCAUCGCCGGUCUAUCCUACUGCCAUUCCAACAAUGUAUGCCAUCGUGAUCUAAAGUUGGAGAACAUCUUGAUCGAUGAUAAUGGAAACAUCAAGAUUAGUGACUUUGGUUAUAGUAACUACUUUAAGCCAGGCAACUUGCUUGGUACAUUCUGUGGAUCGCCUGUCUAUGCACCACCAGAGAUUUUGUUGGAGAAGAAGUAUAAUGGAGGCGAGGUUGACAUAUGGAGCAUUGGUGUCAUCCUCUAUGCAAUGGUCACUGGUCAACUGCCAUGGACAUUGACCGAUGGUGUUCAAGUUGAGGGUCUGGACAGGCUACUGAAGGGAGAGUUUAGAUUCCCUCCAAGUGUAUUGCUGAGCAAUGAGGUGAAGCAACUGAUAUGUAGAAUGAUCGUUGCCAAUCCAGGAGAUAGAGCAAAGAUGUCUGAGAUCAAGAGCAAUGCAUGGAUCAAUAAGGGUUAUGAGUUGGAUCCUGAACAAGAGUAUUAUAAGAAGCAUGGCAAUGAUGACUCGAGAAUGGAGGACGCGUAUAGGAUGAUGAGGGAGAAUAGGUCACCAUUGUAUAACAGUGCGCCAAACAUACCUUCACCAGCAUUAUCGUCGCCAACUGCCUCCAUGUCCAUGAACAACUCGUUCUGUGGCACAACCAGUCUGAUGGUUGGUACCUCUCCAUCAAUGGGCUCGCCUGCACACAGUGGCAUGGCUACACCAAUGCUCAGUCCAAUCUCGUCCAACUCUUCAUCGCUGUCUAGCUCUUGUGCCCAGCCCCAGUCACUCCCAGCCACGUCUCCUCUGUCGCUGUCGACACCUUCCUCCGGAAGUAGCAAGGCCAGUUUAUUUCAUGGACUGUUCAAGAAGAAGCAGAGCAGUUCCAGUGGUGCAAGUAGUAGCAGUGGCCAUAGCAGCUGCAAUGGCGCUGACCUUGACACAUCCGAUGCUUGUUCGGCUGUAGAGUGUUCUAAGGAGCACGACCCUGCUGCCUCUGUUGCAACCAAAAGACGUUUCAACCUAGAAGACAUGCUAAAGGCUUUGAAGGGCGGGAAGACCAAGCAUCAGGCCAUCCAUGUCAAUAAAUAG
This is a messenger RNA of Acytostelium subglobosum LB1, 1539 nucleotides long. RefSeq lists its product as hypothetical. Lineage: Eukaryota; Evosea; Eumycetozoa; Acytosteliales; Acytosteliaceae. Bases 1 to 1539 code for a protein of 512 amino acids. Gene Ontology annotation, cellular component: cytoplasm. Gene Ontology annotation, biological process: protein phosphorylation; intracellular signal transduction. Gene Ontology annotation, molecular function: ATP binding; protein serine/threonine kinase activity. The record is from RefSeq and is a predicted model, not a curated record. The transcript is spliced from 3 exons.